Molecule: messenger RNA, 735 nt
Organism: Morchella sextelata
Lineage: Eukaryota; Fungi; Ascomycota; Pezizomycetes; Pezizales; Morchellaceae
Exons: 1
Coding region: 1-735 (244 amino acids)
Source: RefSeq, a predicted model, not a curated record
AUGUCGCACUGGGAUAUGGAUAAGAUGGACAAGUAUGAUCAGUUGGCUUUGUAUAUGGUCAACCACGCUCUCGGUAAGACCCACCUCCAUCACUUGCGAAACCGCCCCUCACCCCCUUACCUCCUCAGCGCCCUUCCACUGCCCCGCAAUCCCCUUGCUUGCAAGAAUCGCCAUGCCUACCCCCGUCUCCUACCGCCGCCUAUCCUCUUUCGAGAAACAACUACUCAUCAUCACCCUAUCGUAGGUGGUCCUUGCGAAGGUGGCGAUGGUUGCAGCGGCACUCAUGAAACCGAUGAGGAUGGCGACGAAUUUUGCUCGGAGGACGAGUCCCGCUUAUACGGUGGGACUUUUGCCGCGAGGCGCCUGGCCUGGAUCUCGUACUGCCACUUUGCUGCACUUCUCACUACGCACGGCAUUUCCAACUGCCGUGUCGUUCUUGAUAAAUCCAUGAGAGGUGUCUUUGAAGGCAAGACAUUAUUCCAGCCGUACCGGGGGUCUGCGAUUAUGGCGUUUGAGAAGGUCCUUGAGGUUUCGGGCGAUAUCUUCUGGGACAACGGAGGUACGUGGUAUGAGGAGCACGGGUAUCCAAAAGGAGAUGAGCAGGUGAAGAAGUGGUUGGAGCACGAAGAAACCAUGAAAGGUGUUGCCGAGAGUGCCGAGUGGGAUGACGAAGUGAAGAAAAGCGCGCUGAGGGCAGCGGAAGUUCUGAGAAGGAUUAGGAAGAAGCACACUUAG